Molecule: messenger RNA, 3298 nt
Organism: Mustela erminea (ermine)
Lineage: Eukaryota; Metazoa; Chordata; Mammalia; Carnivora; Mustelidae
Gene: FAM120B
Product: family with sequence similarity 120B
Cellular component (GO): nucleus
Source: RefSeq, a predicted model, not a curated record
UUAUUUUCCUUUCCAGGUCCUUUCUGGGAGCUUUCCGGGAGUUCAGUUAUGGGCGUGAGAGGUUUGCAGGGGUUUGUGGGCAGUACCUGCCCACACAUCUGUACAGUGGUGGAUUUCCGAGAGCUGGCAGAACGCCACCGAAGCGAGCACCCUGGGAGCACUCCUACCAUCGUGGUCGACGCCAUGUGUUGUCUCAGAUACUGGUACACUCCCGAGUCUUGGAUCUGCGGUGGCCAGUGGCGGGAAUACUUUUCUGCUUUGCGGGAUUUUGUUAAGACUUUCACAACUGUUGGCAUCAAGCUGGUGUUCUUCUUUGACGGCACGGUGGAGCAGGAGAAGAGAGCUGAGUGGGUGAAGCGGAGGCUCAAGAACAGUAAGGAGAUCUCCAGGAUCUUCCAGUACGUCAGGUCACGCAGGGAGCAGCCCGGCAGAAACAUGUUCUUCAUCCCGUCGGGGCUGGCCAUCUUCACACGAUUCGCUCUGAAGACCCUGGGUCAGGAAACCCUGUGUUCCUUACAGGAGGCUGAUUACGAGGUGGCCUCUUAUGGCCUCCAGAAUAACUGUCUUGGGAUUCUUGGAGAAGAUACUGACUACUUAAUUUAUGAUACUUGUCCCUACUUUUCAAUUGGUGACCUCUGCCUGGAGAGUCUUAGUACUGUCAUGCUCUGUAGAGAGAAGCUCUGUGAGAGUCUGGCUAUCAGCCUAGCAGACCUUCCUCUUCUGGCCUGCCUCCUUGGCAAUGACAUAAUCCCAGAGGGCAUGUUUGAGAGCUUUCGGUACAAAUGCUUGUCUUCGUACACCUCUCUCAAGGAGAACUUUGACAAAAAGGGUAACGUUAUUUUAGCUGUAGCAGACCAUAUCUCUAAAGUUCUUCACUUGCAUCAGGGUGAGAAAAAGCUGGAAGAGAUGUUACCUUUGGGACCAAACAAAGCUCUCUUUUAUAAGGGUGUGGCAUCCUAUCUUUUGCCAGGACAGAAAUCUCCAUGGUUUUUCCAAAAACCCAAGGGUUUAUUAACUUUACCCAAGCAGGUGGCAUCCAUGAGUUCAGACCCUGAACCCAAGCAAGGAGUUCCCAUGUGCGCGGACCCCGAACCCAAGCAAGGAGUUCCCAUGUGUGCGGACCCCGAACCCAAGCAAGGAGUUCCCAUGUGUGCGGACCCCGAGCCCAAGCAAGGAGUUCCCAUGUGUGCGGACCCCGAGCCCAAGCAAGGAGUUCCCAUGUGUGCGGACCCCGAGCCCAAGCAAGGAGUUCCCAUGUGUGCGGACCCCGAGCCCAAGCAAGGAGUUCCCAUGUGUGCGGACCCCGAGCCCAAGCAAGGAGUUCCCAUGUGUGCGGACCCCGAGCCCAAGCAAGGAGUUCCCAUGUGUGCGGACCCCGAGCCCAAGCAAGGAGUUCUGUGUGCGGACCCCGAGCCCAAGCAAGGAGUUCCCAUGUGUGCGGACCCCGAGCCCAAGCAAGGAGUUCCCAUGUGUGCGGACCCCGAGCCCAAGCAAGGAGUUCCCAUGUGUGCGGACCCCGAGCCCAAGCAAGGAGUUCCCAUGUGUGCGGACCCCGAGCCCAAGCAAGGAGUUCCCAUGUGUAUAGAUCCUGAAUCUAGGCAAGGAGUUCCCAUGUGUAUAGAUCCUGAAUCUAGGCAAGGAGUUCCCAUAUAUGCACACACUGCAAUCAAGCAAAAGUUACCUCUAGGGGCAGAUCCUGAAUUUAAACUGGAAGCAUCCAUGUGUACAGACCCUGCAAUUAAACAAGACCGCAUGCAUAUGGAGCCUGAAGUCAAACAAGUAACUAUGGUUUCAGACCCUGAAAUUUUAAAGGUGGCUAGAGCGCAUCACGUGCAGGCCGAGAGCUACCUGGUGUACAGCAUCAUGAGCAGCGGCGAGAUCGAGUGCAGCAACACGCUGGAGGACGCCCUGGACCAGGCCCUGCCCAGCCAGGCCUUCGUCUACCGCCCGGUGCGGCAGCGCGUCUACGCCCUCCUGCUGGGCGACGGCAGAGAUGGCGCCAGCCCCUGCCCCACCGUCAAGGAGUGGUUCGUGUACUCGGGGAACCCGCUGAGGCACCCGGACCUCGUCAGGCCUCUGCAGAUGAACAUUCCAGGGGGCACACCUAAUUUGAAAUCACUGUGGCUGAACCAGGAGCCAGGAGUACAGGGCCGGCGCUUGGACGCCCUCCUGGGCUGUUUCGACCUCUCCUCCUCCAGAGAAGAGCUGCAGGCGGUGGAAAACCCCUUCAAGGCGCUGUGCUGCCUCUUGAUCUACCUCUUCGUGCAGGUGGACACUCUUUGCCUGGAGGAUCUGCAUGCUUUUAUUGCUCAGGCCUUGUGCCUCCAAGGAAAGUCAACGGUGCAGCUUGUGGACCUGCAGCUUGACUACAUCGACCCCCGAGCCGUGCAGCUUGGCUCCCUCCUCGUCCGCGGCCUCACCACUCUGGUCUUGGUCAACAGCGCGUGCGGCUUCCCCUGGAGGACAAGUGACUUCAUGCCCUGGAACGUGUUUGACGGGAAGCUGUUCCAUCAGAAGUACCUGCAGGCGGAGAAGGGGCACAGCGCGGAGGCGCUCGUGGAGCAGAACAGGUCCCGGCUGACCAAGUUCCACGCUCUGAAGUCAGUCGUGUGCGAGGCGUGCGUGAAGGAAAACAGGCGCAUCGUCAGCCGGCGGCACGGGCGCUCCCAGCAGCCAGGCAGGUGGGGGAGGCAAGGAUCCGGCUCCCACAGGACGAGCUCUGGGUACAGCCGGGCAGGCCGCGGACAGCACUGGAGGGACCAGGGAGCAGGAAAUAGACCAUAUGACCCUGACCAUUGGAGGAGAUACUCACCCUCUUCUGGGUGGCCCAACUGAGGCCCGCUGGGACAGGACCGACCCUCGCGGUCGAAGAAAGAGUUGCUUCAAAGCGUGGACGUUGAUCACAAGGCCUUUUGUGUUCUGAUGCCCCUCUGUGCCACAAGCUUGCUGCUAGAACAAGGAAAGAAGACCCGCUUCUUUGCCCCUGUGCCGCGUUUGGACCCGGCGUUGUUGCUGUCCAGCUGGAAGAGCCUCAGGCAGCCGACCGCCUGCAGCCGGGUUUCCUGUGGGCUCGGUGCCGGCGUCUUCACGCCAGGGUUCUGCCGAGUUCAGCAGUUGCCCAGUGUAAGUCUGCAUACACCCUUGACAAAAACGUGGUGACCCCUGUGCCAGUCCGCCGCUGUGGCUCCAGAGCGACUUCCAUACCUGCACGUGUGUCCGCGUCCUCCUGCUCUGAUCUCUCCUAAUGCAGCUUUCCUUCCAAGUUGUCGUGUCAAUAAAGUGGAACUUGGUGAUGAAA